AUGGCGCCUACCGCCGUCACCACAGACUCUAGCUCCAUUGCCAGCCCUUCUGGAGAGAGUGUCAACGGCUAUUAUCAAGUAAACGGCUAUGACAACAGCUACACCAACGGGCACGCCAACGGGUACACCAACGGGUACACCAAUGGACACACCAACGGGCACACCAACGGGCAUACCAACGGGCAUACCAAUGGGUAUACAAAUGGACACUCAAACGGAUAUUCAAAUGGAACAACCAAUGGUUUUACCAACGGCGCCAACGGUGUCCCCGAUGGGAUCUCGAGGCCCCACAAAACGAUGCCCGUCGCGAUCGUGGGCAUGGCUUGCCGCAUGCCGGGGAAUGUUGCCACUCCCGCCGAAUUCUGGGAGCUCUGCACCCGUGCCCGGUCAGGAUGGACCGAGAUACCCAAGAAAAGGUUCGACAACGCUCGGUUCUACCACCCGAACCCGGGCAAGGGCGGUGCCGCGAACCCGGUUGGUGGCAGCUUUCUCAACGUCGACCUCGCUGCAUUCGAUGCCCCCUUCUUCGGGCUUACAGAGAAGGAAGCCAUUUCUAUGGACCCCCAACAACGCCUCCUUCUUGAGUGUACAUUUGAGGCGCUUGAAAACGCUGGGAUUCCGAAACAUGACGUUGUUGGGCAGAACGUAGGCGUCUUCGUCGGCGGUUCUUUCCCCGAGUACGAGUCACAUUUAUUCCGGGAUUCCGAUACCAUCCCCAUGCAUCAGGCGACCGCAUGCCAAAGCCUACGAUCUGGUGAGACGAAUUGCGCCUUGGUCGGCGCUUGCCAUCUGAACAUGCUGCCCGAGUUUUGGGUCUCGUUUUCCACUUGCAGGUUACUCUCAGACACGGGCCGCUCUUUUGCCUUCGAUGAUCGGGGUACCGGGUUUGGGCGUGGCGAAGGCUGCGGCAUGCUCGUGCUGAAACCGCUGGAUCAAGCGAUCAGGGACAAUGAUACCAUUCGGGCUGUCAUUGCUGGAACCGGGCUGAACCAGGAUGGAAAGACGCCCGGCAUCACCAUGCCUAACGGGGCAGCCCAAGAGGACCUUAUGAGGCAAGUGUACAGAAAUGCUGGGCUAGAUCCUCAUGCCUGCGGUUUUGUCGAGGCGCAUGGAACAGGCACGAGAGUCGGGGAUCCGAUCGAAGCCACUGCUAUUCGCAACGUGCUGGGUUUGAAGAGGACAAAAGGAAUUGCCGGGAUCAUCAAAGCCGCUUUGAUGCUCGAGCGUGGCUUCAUCUUGCCCAACUACGACUUCAAGCGACCAAACCCAAAGAUUCCGUGGAAGGAGUGGAACCUUAAAGUGCCUGUUUCCCAACGGCCGUGGCCUAAGGGGAAGAAAUACAUCAGCGUCAACAACUUCGGCUUUGGCGGAACGAAUGGGCACGUCGUCCUCGAAGCCCCCCCGUUUCGCAAACAGAGGCCUUCGCCAACAGCUGGAAACGAUACUCCCGAGGACCCAAGCCACGGACGGAAGCUCUUUGUGGUCACGGCCAAUGACAAGACCGCACUCUCGCAAGUGACGAAAAAUAUUGUCAUCUACCUCGAACAGCGCCCAGAGAUCUUCCAAAAGGACCUUCCUGCGAACUUGGCCUACACCUUAGGCCAGCGUCGAUCUCUUCUACAAUGGAGAGUUGCGAUUCCCGCCCUCAACUCUUUUGAGCUCAUCGAGGCGAUCAAUGGCGAGAAGUUCACUCCCGGAAAGGAGAUCGAGCCGUUGAGGAUCGGCUUCAUUUUCACAGGACAAGGCGCACAGUGGCAUGCCAUGGGGCGAGAGCUCUAUGAACAGUACCCGAUCUUUUCCAGUAGCAUUCACCGAGCCGAUAAAUGCUUGAUCGAUAACGGCGCGGAGUGGUCUCUCAUAGACGAGUUAAACAAGGGCGCAAAGGAUAGCCAAGUCAGCGAGGCACAUAUCAGCCAGCCGUCGUGUACCGCUAUCCAGCUGGCGCUGGUUGACCUUUUGCGGUCUUGGAGUAUCCGCCCAACAGCCGUCGCCGGCCAUUCGAGCGGUGAGAUUGCAGCAGCGUACGCCGCCGAGAUCAUCGAUUUCGAGACCGCCAUGACCAUUGCAUACCACCGCGGAAGACUCAUCCCAAUUCUCAAGCUAAGAAACCCGGACCUUCGGGGCCGCAUGAUGGCUGUUGGUGGCAGCAAAGAAGAGUUUCAGCCAAUUCUCGACGGUUUGAAAGAGAAGGAAGCGCGCAUUGCUUGCUAUAACAGCCCCUCCAGUCUCACCAUCUCUGGGGAUGAACCCGCUAUUGCCGAGCUUGAAGCCAUCUGCCAGGAGAAGCAAGUCUUCAACAGGCGCCUUGUGGUCGACGUCGCUUACCACUCGCACCACAUGAACCUGGUAGCCAAGGAGUACCGAGCAUCCCUGGCCCACGCUCGGUCUCCCGUUCCCACAGACAUCAGAUUCCAUUCAUCUCUGUAUGGCCAUCUAGUUGACGGCACCGAACUGCAAUCCAACUAUUGGGUGGAUAACUUGACGUGCGCCGUGCGUUUCUCGGAGGCACUCCAGAGCAUGCUCGAGCCAACCGGAGAGCACAAGCAUGGCGUCAACAUGCUGGUGGAACUCGGACCUCAUUCGGGACUGCAGGGGCCGAUCAAGCAGGUCUUGAAGGAGCUCGGCGGUAGCGCCGUGAAGAUCCCUUACGCCUCCGCCCUCAUUCGAAAACGGGAUGCCGUAGAGACGGCGUUGGAACUCGCGGCAAGCUUGUUCGCCAAGGGUGCAAACCUUGACUUUGGCGCCAUCAACUUCCCCGCCCCAACGAAGGCGCCUGUGCUGCUGACCGACUUGCCUCGGUACCCGUGGAAUUAUUCAUCCAAGUACUGGCAGGAGUCUCGGAUGACUAAAAUGCACAAACAUGCCCCAGGGGGUAGAAAUGAUAUCCUAGGUGCCCUGGCUAACUACUCCAACGACUUGGAGCCCACCUGGCGCAACAUUGUCCGGCUCGAUGAUCUCCCAUGGUUACAACACCACAAAAUCCAGUCAUUGACCAUAUUUCCCAUGGCCGGGUUUAUUGCGAUGGCACUCGAGGCUGCGGCUCAGAGAGCGGCUACAAAAACCACUUCGCUUGACAGGUUUGAGCUGAAGGGGGUUUCCAUUACCAAGCCCCUGGUUAUCCUAGACAAGGACAUCGAGAUGACCAUCACCCUGAGGCCCCGUCAGGAACCAAUCUCGGACACUUGGGAUGAGUUCCGAAUCUGCUCAUGGUCAUCCGAUCAGGGCUGGACAGAACACUGCAUCGGUCUCAUUGCCGCCCUGGAGGCGGACGAGAAUGAUGUGGACGGCGCAAGGCAAGCCUGCGAUACCGAGUCUCGCCUCAGGUCUGCACUUUCUAGAACCGGACGGCCGGAAGCCUCCUCACUUAGCCCCAAUGCCAUGUACGACAGCCUAGCCGAGCUGGGUGUGGCAUAUGGAUCCCUUUUCCAGGGUGUCACCAACUGCCGCGCAUCCGACACUCAUGCCGUGGGGGAUAUUGUUGUGCCAGAUGUCGCAAAGGAGAUGCCGAACGGUUAUCUGACGGAUGCGGUGAUCCAGCCUGCGUUUUUGGAAUCCCUCAUCGAGAUGUAUUGGCCCAUCGUGGGCGCCGGUCGCCGAGCCAUCAACACCAUCUACCUACCGUCUUCGGUAGAUCGAAUGACAGUCUCGUUCAACGUUGGGCGUUUCACCAAAGCGCCUGGCAGCGCUGUGCGCGCCGUCUGCGAAGGGGAGAUAGCCACAGGCGCCCCAAAGCCAACAAAAGUCAGCAUGACUGCUGUGGCGGGCGAGGACAACCUUCAGGCAAUCAUCUCCGUUGAUGGCCUUACGAUUUCUCCGGUCCUGGAUGGCGAGACGGAGACCGACAUCAACGCUCCCAGAGACCUGUGUUACAAAUUGGAAUGGGACCCAAUUCUCCAGACCAAAGAUGAGCACCCACCCUUCUCCGGCGGCACCGAAAUCGUCAUUAUCCAUGACGGCUCCAGCUCUCAGAGCAUCGUGGCGGUCUGUGUGGCCAGCGCCUUGGAGCAAGCCACAGGAAGACUUCCCGACUUUGGCACCCUGGAUUCCGUGAACACUGCAGGAAAGAUCUGUGUUUUCUUGAACGAGCUACAUCAACCGUUCCUUGCAACACUCACACCAUCUCAGUUUGAGAGCCUGCAAAGACUUUUGACAUCUGUCGAGGGCGUGUUGUGGGUUGUCCGUGGGGCUUACGACAAGUCCACAAAUCCGGAUGCCAACAUGGUGACUGGCUUGAGUAGAACCAUACGGUCGGAGACUGCCAUGAAGUUUGCGACUCUUGAUCUCGACGGCGAGUCCAACCCAUCUGAGCCUGAUACCGUCGACGCUAUCUUGCGUGUCUUCAACUUCGUGUUUGGCUCGAGUUCAUCGGCCACCGGAGAACUGGAGUUCAAGGAGAAGGCCGGUAGCUUUUUUACCCCACGAAUCGUUCUUGAUCCAGACAUGAACGCAUACGUACACAACCAAACAAACCCUUCUGUUCUCGAGUCGACCCAAUUCGGGGACGGUAACCGAGCGUUGAAGAUGGAGAUGUCAACACCAGGCGCCUUGGACACCAUUCACUUCGUCGACGAUUCGUCUACUGAGCAACCAUUGGAGAACGAUGAAAUCGAAAUCGAGGUCAAGGCCAUUGGGCUCAAUUUCAAGGAUGGCAUGGCUGCCAAGGGCUUGAUACCUCUCGCUAGCAGCGGCCUCGAGGCAAGCGGAAUUGUCUUAGCAGUCGGGUCCAAAGUGACUGGGUUCCAGGCUGGCGACCGGGUGGCAGCAUUUACCCAAGGUGCUUUUGCUACGCGAGCAAGGGCAAAGGCACCGUUUGCUUUCAAGAUCCCCAGAUAUCUUUCCUUGGAAGCCGCCGCCAGUCUGCCACUCGCAUACGCCACGGCGUACUACAGCCUGGUUGAGCUUGGCCGGCUCGGCGAAGGGGAAACGGUUCUUAUCCACUCCGCCGCCGGCGCCGUCGGCCAAGCCGCCAUUUGCGUCGCGCAGAUGAUUGGCGCCGAGGUGUUUGUUACUGUCGGAAACGCCAAGAAGAAGACGCUGCUGUUGAAAGAGUAUGGGCUACAAGAGGAUCAUAUCUUCUACAGCCGCAACAGCUCCUUUGGCGACGUGAUCCGCCAUGCCACGGAUGGCCAGGGCAUAGAUGUCAUCCUCAAUUCCCUCACCGGCGACGGGCUCCGCGAGUCCUGGAAGUGCCUCAACAAAUUCGGCCGCUUCAUCGAGAUUGGCAAGCGCGAAAGCGGCUCAAAAUAUCGUUUGGAUGUCGACAGCAUGGACAGCAACGCCAGCUUCAUGUCCCUAGACAUGUUCAUGCUGAUUGCUGAGAGGCCAAAGGUCGUCAAGCGCCUUCUUGCGGAUGUUGCCCAGAUAUUGAAGUAUGGGAAGAUCCGCCCUGUGACUCCUGUAAUGCAGUUUUCAAUCUCGGAUGUUGAAUCUGCGUUGAAGGCGCAGCAGACCGGAAACAUGACGGGGAAGCUUGUCGUUGUGCCCAGAGCGACCGAUGUUGUCAAGGCAGCGAAAUCAAAGAAAAUAAAGCCUCUUCUCCGCCCCGACGCGACUUACAUCCUUGUUGGCGGGACCGGAGGCCUUGGCCGAAGCAUGGCGCGCUGGAUGGUGGCCAAGGGUGCCAGAACCAUUGUUUUGGUGUCCAGAAGCGGUUCUGUGACAGGCCGCGUAAAGGAACUCGUCGACGAGCUUGAAGCUGUUGGAGCCAACAUUGUUGUCCGCCCCUGCAACGUGGUCAACAAAGCCGAGGUGGAGGAGCUCAUCAAGACUGGACUAGAGGGCCUGCCUCCCAUCCGCGGCGUGGUGCACGGCACGAUGGUGCUCAAGGACGUGCUGUUCGAAAAGAUGACAUGGGAAGAAUACAACCAGGUCAUCGAAGGCAAAGUGCAAGGUGGGUGGAACUUCCACCACGCCCUCACAAGCCACCCGCUCGACUUCUUUGUCGCCAUCUCAUCCGCCGCCGGCGCCGUCGGCAACCGCGGCCAGGCAGCCUACAGCGCAGCCAACUGCUUCCUCAACGCCCUCGUCCAGCACCGUCUCGCGCAGGGCCUGCCCGCCUCUUCCCUCGACCUAACCGCCGUCUCCGACUCGGGCUACCUCGCCGAGGACCUCGAAAAGGCCGCCGAAGUCGCGCGCAAUCUCGGCAGCGACAGCAUCUGCGAGAGCGAGGUGCUGGCCCUCCUCAACGCCGCCAUCGACGGCACCCUGGCGUCAACCUGCAACAGCCACACCAUCACGGGCAUGCGCAUCACGGCCAGCAUGCGGCCGUUCUGGACCGACGACGCCAAGUUCAAGGCGAUGCGGCUCGCGGCCGAGGAGGCCGCCGCCGCAGACGCCUCGCUCAACGCGGCCGUGGUGUCGUUCAACGCGGCGCUACGCGCGGCCAAGACGCGCGCUGAGGCGGAGGACGCUGUCUGCCGGGGGCUGGUGGAUCGGAUUGCCACGGUGCUGAUGAUGGAUCCGGAGGAGCUGGACGUCACGCGCUCGCUGUCGCAUUAUCCGCUGGACUCGCUCGUGGCGAUUGAGAUUCGGAAUUUUAUUACGCGUGAGUUUGAGGCGAAUUUGCAGGUGCUGGAGUUUUUGUCGAGUGGGUCGAUUCAGACGCUGGCGAAGACGGUGUGUGCGAAGAGCAAGCUGGUUCCGGAGUCUCUUGGUGCGUCGACUUGGUGA
Messenger RNA from Chaetomium globosum CBS 148.51, 6669 nucleotides. RefSeq lists its product as uncharacterized. Gene Ontology annotation, molecular function: phosphopantetheine binding; fatty acid synthase activity; oxidoreductase activity. The coding region runs from base 1 to 6669 and encodes 2222 amino acids. The transcript has 8 exons. The record is from RefSeq and is a predicted model, not a curated record. Lineage: Eukaryota; Fungi; Ascomycota; Sordariomycetes; Sordariales; Chaetomiaceae. Gene Ontology annotation, biological process: fatty acid biosynthetic process; secondary metabolite biosynthetic process.